Molecule: messenger RNA, 861 nt
Organism: Trypanosoma conorhini
Lineage: Eukaryota; Euglenozoa; Kinetoplastea; Trypanosomatida; Trypanosomatidae
Product: proteasome alpha 3 subunit
Exons: 1
Coding region: 1-861 (286 amino acids)
Biological process (GO): ubiquitin-dependent protein catabolic process
Cellular component (GO): cytosol; proteasome core complex, alpha-subunit complex; nucleus
Source: RefSeq, a predicted model, not a curated record
AUGUCGUCGCGCUACGAUAGCCGCACCACCACCUUCUCCCCGGAGGGCCGCCUGUACCAGGUGGAGUACGCCGAGGAGGCGAUUUCGCAGGCCGGCACAGUCAUCGGCAUUCUCACCUCCGACGGCGUUGUCCUGGGCGCGGAGCGGGGGAUGCAGAACAGCCUCUUCGACUCGGAGAACAUGGAGGACAGGAACAUCAGCGGGGACAAGGUGUACAAGAUCGCCGACCACCUCGGCUGCAGCGUGGCCGGGGUGACCUCCGACGCCUACGCGCUGCUCAACCUCGCCCGCCUCAGCGCGAACCGGCACCGCUACACCUACCAGGAGCCGAUGGCCGCGGAGGAUCUCUGCCGGCUGGUGUGCGAUGAGAAGCAGUUGUACACGCAGUACGGCGGCGUCCGCCCGUUUGGGGUAUCCUUCCUCCUGGCGGGCUGGGACCGCCACCACGGCUACCAGCUGUACCGCACCGACACCAGUGGCAACUACAACACCUGGCACGCCUACGCCAUCGGCCAGAACGACCAGGUGGCCCAGACGCUGCUCAAGCGGGACUGGAAGCCGGAGCUCACGCUAGACGAGGGCAUCGUGCUCUGCCUUCGCGUGCUCGGAAAGACGAUGGACACUGUCAAGCUCUCGGCGGAGCGACUGGAGGUGGCCGUCCUGCACAAAGUGCCGGCGCCCGCGACGCAGCGGCUGCUGGACCCGUACAACGCGUUGCCGGCGACCGUGCCGGAGUUCAAGAUACUGACGGAGGAGGACCUCAAGCCGCUGAUAGCAGAAGCAAACCGCCAGCGUGAGGCAGAGGAGGCGGCGGAGGCGGAAAAGGAAAAGCAGAACGAGCAAAGACUGGCAUCUGCGUGA